Messenger RNA from Paracoccidioides brasiliensis Pb18, 1227 nucleotides. RefSeq lists its product as uncharacterized. The coding region runs from base 1 to 1227 and encodes 408 amino acids. The record is from RefSeq and is a predicted model, not a curated record. The transcript is spliced from 5 exons.
AUGGCCAAUACUCGGCAGGCUUCAAAACGGAGCCGCGUCCUCAGCUUCACGAGCAAUAAAUCUGGGAGAACACAUAAGAGCAGCGGGUCAGGGUCCAAGAUGGAUCUUACAGAGACACAUGAGGAAAAAGAAGCAAAGCGAAUGCAUACGUACGCCGACCCGACUCGUGCCAUACAGGAGUUGCAGCCAUCCCGCUAUUCGUUGCAGAAGUCGAAUCUGGAGUCGUUGCGAUCGAUACAACACAAGGAUAUCUAUGGGAAUCUAAUCACUGAUCCCGACCUAUCGAAUCCUACACGACAUCGGUUUGAGCGUCCACUGGAUACAAUCCGUUCGUUCGAAGCAGCCAUUGACGGAAGCUAUAUGAACCGGAGGGCUUCAUAUGUUCGCGGAGAUGAAAGCACAAAUGGCGGCUACAGCCGACGAAGUAGCUACUUUGGAGACCGCGGAACAGCAGCUGGAGGACCCAGCCAUCAGAACCGCGGCUACAACGAACAGGCCAAUUACUCCACCCAGCCCCCUAGCCAGUCAAGACCAGACAGCUAUGUUGAAAGCAACAAUGGCGGCGGUGGCGGGAAUUAUAACGAACACAACAAUAAUGGCUACUAUGGCAACUACGGCAGCAAUGGUAACAAUAGUAAUAAUGGGUACCAGCAACGUGUCCCUCCCCACGGAGGGCGACGUAUGAACCCCGAUCAGCAGAUGCAAGGCCACAACAGUAAUAGCCCGGUCUACCACCAGUCGCCGGGUGGACAGCAAUAUGCGCAAGAUGAGAAUUAUUCGUCAGAACAAAUGGCAGAUUACGGAGAACCCAGCUCUGCAGGCGGAAACAUGGAAGACGGCAUGCAGUACCAACAGCAUCGACAACAACAAGGAAAAGGCCAAGGCCAAGCUGAGCAAGCUGAGACACAGGCAGAAACAUACGGCUUCUCCGGCUUCGCCAGCACGCCGGAUCUCGACUACCCACCACAAGUUUCCUCUGCGUCGAAUCAUGGAUACUAUCAGGGCCCUGUCGAUGGCUACAAUAAUGGUGGUAGCAGCCAGGCGUUCACAACUCCAAAUGUAUCGAGGAAUGAUGCCAGUGGUGCGGGUGGACCGGGGUUAAAUGUUGGGUCAUCUGUCAUGCGGAAACCGGUUGGGGUCGUGGCUUCAGCGCAGGCUGCUGCUGCGGCACCUGCUGCGGCUCCGGAGAGGAAGAAAAGUUUCUUUAAGCGGUUUAGUAAGUCUUGA